UAUCCGGUGUGGCGUUUGCGCACGUCGUUUGACGUCAUCUUCACCAAUCUCGGCAAAACACUGGCGGCUCGUCUCGAAGUUUGUUUGGCGAACUUCGGAGUUGCUGUGUGUGUGUGUUUUUUUUGCAGCUGAAAAGCCAAAAUUGGAUCGAAGCUGGCGCGCGCGCGUGUACGCGAGCGCAGGCUGUCUUCAAAGUGCUCUUUGUAGCACACGACGUGCACUGACCCGCUUGAAGGAGCAAACAACAGCAGACAUGCUUGGGGAGCUUCUACUCUUGGUUCUGCUGAGUUCGGACGGGAUGUGUGCAAGCGGUGUGACAUUCAUCAAACAUCCUAUCAAUCAGACGGCAUCUCAAGGAAACGCAGUCCGUCUGGGCUGCGCCGUGGAAGGUUUGAUGGAACCCGACAUCAUUUGGAUGAAGGAUGGACGCAAGCUGCUCACCACUGACCAGAUGUUCAUCAUGCUGGGAGAGAAGCACUGGGAGACCUUCCAUAGUGUGAAGUCCGUUCAGCAGCAGGAUGCAGGUCAGUACUGGUGUGAGGUGGACUUCCACGGGUUGACGUUGUCAUCCCAACGGGCUUGGAUCACAGUCGAAGGUGUCCCGCACUUCAUCCAGGAGCCGCAAGACGUGGCCACACUUCCGGGCACGCCUUUCAACCUGACUUGUGGCGCCAUUGGCCCGCCUGAGCCUGUGGAGGUUCUGUGGUGGCUAGCAGGAGUCCAGGAGGGCAAUGCUAGACCAUCCCCCUCGGUCCUUCUGGUCCCAGGUGUCAACAGCACCGUCAAGUUCUACUGUGAAGCCAGGAACGCUCGUGGAAUCUCUGUGUCCAGAACCGGAACCAUAUACAUCAAAGAGUUGCCGUCAGCGCCUGUUGGACUGAAAGUUACUGUGAUGGCGGCCAAUGAUGUCAUGUUGUCCUGGCAACCAGGAUUCACGGGUCAUUCCAACUUGUACACCUGCGUCAUCCAGCUGUUAUUGCUGUCUCCUGGGAGGCGGGAACUCCCGGAUGAAGAGGUUGUGGUUCCUCCUCACCAACAUGUCCUCUCUGGACUCAACAGUCAUUCCAACUACAGUGUCAGAAUUUCCUGUCUAAAUGAAUUGGGGGGGUCGCCUUUCUCCCCCUGGACACACUUCCUCACGCCUGAGUCAGUGCCCUCCACAGCUCCUAGGAACCUGACCUUUGACCUCUCUGAGAAGCAGCUGAGUCUAAGGUGGGCGGAGCUUGAUGAGGAAGAGCUUCAGGGCAAGCUGCUGGCCUACAAGGUGCAAUGGACUCUGGGAGGAGAGCAUCAGGAGCCUCUGCUGUUUAAGGAGACCUGGGCUCACCUGUCUGGGGCGGGUCGUUUCUUUAACGCAUCUGUCCAAGUGUCGGCCUGCACCGUUGUUGGAUGUGGACCUUGGAGCCCCCCAGUGGUGGUACUCCCUACUGCAGGCGUUCAUGUGCAGCGGAACCACAUUUGGGUCUGUGUCCUUUUUGGACUGCUGGCGCUGACAGUGCUGGCACUGCUCUUUUCCAUUUGUGUUCGCCAGCGUGGGAAGGAGACACACUUUGGUUGGGUUUUCCAGCCCGACAGCGCCAACAGUUCAGUCUCCUUCACGGCCGCUCGCUCCUUUAGCAGAAAUGGUGGGGACCUGCAGCAGUCUACACUGGACACACUGUGCAUCAGUGAGGAUCUCAAGAACAAGUUGAAGGAUGUUCUGAUCCCUGAGAGGCUACUGGUACUUGGACACAUGCUUGGCAAAGGUGAGUUUGGUUCAGUGCGAGAGGCGUUCCUGAGGACAGACGACUCAUUGGUCCAGAAGGUGGCAGUCAAAGUUUUGAAAUCUGACAUCACCUCGUCAGGUGACAUCGAGCAGUGUCUGAAAGAGGCGGCCUACAUGAAGGACUUCCAACACCCCAACGUCAUUCAGCUUAUUGGAGUGAGCCUGCACCAACGUCCCGGCCAGCGUUUGCCCAUCCCGAUGGUGGUUUUACCUUUCAUGAAGCACGGAGACCUUCACACCUUCCUCCUCUUGUCCAGACUCGGAGAGCAGCCAUUUGACCUGUCCACGCAUGUUCUGGUCCAGUUCAUGUUGGACGUGUCUCGUGGGAUGGAGUACCUGAGCAGUCACAAUAUCAUCCACAGAGACCUUGCGGCCCGCAACUGCAUGCUGGAUGAGAACAUGGUUGUAUGUGUGGCAGACUUUGGCCUUUCCAAGAAGAUCUACACAGGAGAUUACUACAGACAAGGGUCCGUUUCCAAGCUCCCUGUCAAAUGGAUCGCUUUGGAAAGUUUGGCUGACAAUGUCUACACCACGCAGAGUGACGUGUGGGCGUUUGGCAUUACCAUGUGGGAGGUCAUGACCCGGGGUCAGACUCCGUAUCCGGGUGUGGAGAACUCUGAGAUCUACGAGUAUUUGAUCCGAGGAGAACGCCUGAAGAAACCUGCUGAGUGUAGACAAGACAUCUAUGACAUCAUGCACAGCUGCUGGAGUCCCGUCCCCAAAUGUCGGCCCACUUUCCAGCAUCUGGUUGGCCUGUUGGAGGCACUGUGGCUAAGCUUGUCCCCGUCCGGCUCCCACAAGGAUUCCUUACACUACGUCAAUGUGGAAGGGGAGGAGACGGAGGUGGGCAGUGUGGGAGGCGUUGCCCAGGGUUCACAGGAGGGGGACAGGUGGAGCACCCCUUGGAAGCGCAGUAUAAAUGAAGAGCAGGAGGAGGAGGAUUGGCUGAUGACGCCAUCUGGCGCUGCGUUGGCCAUCGGAGGAGGAGACUACAGGUACAUAGUGGACCCAUGUGGGGGGGAGGGGGGAGAUGGAGCUAGACUGGAGGAGGACGAUGACGUAGUUAUUCAUGUGUGAACACGCCUGAUUGGACUCAAGUGGGGGGGGGUCAGCUGAUGGGAUGACCUUUGAACUUUGGCCAAGAUUGUGUUUACAACUUGUAACUGGUGAAUAUGCUCAAGGCUCAUCCUAACAACACCUGACAAGAACGUCUGUAAUCUCUGCCAAGGUCAUUGUGUGCAAUCAGUCCUUUGUCCUUAGCAUCCCGCUACUCCCUGCUUCAUGGACAAUGAAUGACAUCAAAAGUGCGCUUAUUUUGAUUUUAUUCUAUAAGAUGCAAGGAUGGACAUGGAAGGAUGGACUUCUUGUGCACCCCUUCACAAACUUUCACAUUGUGUACUUGUGUAAUUAUGCUCACAAAACUAAUGAAGCUAAUUGGUAAUUGAAGAAUAGCAUUUAUUAGCCGGGUGAUGACUCUAACCUGAUGCUAACGGGUGAUGCUAACAAACGAGUUAAGAGGCUGAAGAUUUGACAAAUCAAGCCUCGUUAAUUGUCCCAAUACAUAACUAUACAUGACCAUUAUUCAUGACUAGUAGAGCAUACAUACUGUAUAAUGUACAUGACUACUAGUGUAUACAUGACUAUAACACAUGAAUAAUACUGUCCAAAUGACUACAUAACUGUGCAUGACCAGUAAAUGAAUACUGUAUACAUGACUACUAUCCUUCACGGCAGUCCAUAUGUAACAUUGUGGAAAAAGUUGCAUCUGCCAAUUACUGACCUGAAGGGGAUGAAUACUUAUACAGUCAUUUGCUUUAGGUUUUUUAAUUAAUUGAUACCAGUUUGUAAAAUUUGCUGCUAAAUGUGAAAUGUGAUUCCCCCCGGAAAUUUCUGGUGUUACCCCUGUACAUAUAUAUAUUACAGUACAUAUUAAUUUGUAAUAAAUUUGCGAAGUGUCAGCAGGAUCAGUGACUACCAUCUUGUUUUCUGUUUGUAGAAGACUUUACAAAAAGAUGCUUCUUUUGAACAUUCAGCCAGCUUUAGAUCGAUUGCUAUAUGUGUAUAUAGAUAGUCCAUUGAGGAUAGCACUGCAUUCUACAUAUGUGUAUACUAGAUGCUACACUGAGGAUUGUAGUGUAUACUAUACUUAAUAAACGUACAACAUUG
Dunckerocampus dactyliophorus (ringed pipefish) is the source of this 3931-nucleotide messenger RNA. It is a transcript of the gene tyro3, whose product is annotated as TYRO3 protein tyrosine kinase. Bases 254 to 2842 code for a protein of 862 amino acids. Gene Ontology annotation, molecular function: transmembrane receptor protein tyrosine kinase activity; protein binding; ATP binding. Gene Ontology annotation, cellular component: signaling receptor complex. The record is from RefSeq and is a predicted model, not a curated record. Gene Ontology annotation, biological process: nervous system development; positive regulation of kinase activity; cell surface receptor protein tyrosine kinase signaling pathway. NCBI's taxonomy places the organism in Eukaryota, Metazoa, Chordata, Actinopteri, Syngnathiformes, Syngnathidae. The transcript is spliced from 19 exons.